CCAACCCAUUCCAGGCACUGCACACCCUGCUCCACAGACGCAAGGUAGAGAGUUACCACGUCCCAGUCAGAUGGAACCAGGAAAAUUGUAUUCAGAUCCAAAACUUCGUUUCAAUGAUCAAGAAUGGAUAACAGGGUAUGCGACAUUAGAACGUCUUAAUGCCACAGCCAAAGAUAAACCAUUUCUUCAGAAUAUCACGGAUGUUAUUUCCAAAGGCGUAUUAGAAAAUAUUUCUGGUUUCUUUUCAGGCCGUACGGCUGCGGUACCGCAGAAAAAUACAGAAAACAAUUCAGUCAUACGGCCGAAAAAUAUUGAACAACAUUAUGAUGA
Messenger RNA from Paraglomus occultum, 330 nucleotides. Lineage: Eukaryota; Fungi; Glomeromycota; Glomeromycetes; Paraglomerales; Paraglomeraceae. The record is from the annotation of a GenBank genome assembly.